Molecule: messenger RNA, 2001 nt
Organism: Nakaseomyces glabratus
Lineage: Eukaryota; Fungi; Ascomycota; Saccharomycetes; Saccharomycetales; Saccharomycetaceae
Gene: INP2
Product: Inp2p
Biological process (GO): peroxisome inheritance
Cellular component (GO): peroxisomal membrane
Source: RefSeq, a predicted model, not a curated record
AUGGAUAGCGGUGCUACAUCGUUUAAUGUACUGGGUGAAUGGCGACGUACAGUACAGUCCAAGUUGCUGGGUGAAAGGCAUGUUGGAUUUGUAGCAGAAGAAAAUAAAUUGCAUUGCGGUAGCAUUAAAGAUCGAGAUAGUGUAGUAUUGACACCCAUUGCCAAUAUUCAACAAGGCACUGUAAAUUACAACCAUAUGUUUGACAAUUUGAUAUGGGUCUCAGAUGUACAAUUCAUGGAAGAACUCCAAUAUACAUUGAUCUCGUCACCGUUCUUAAAUGAUAUACACCAUCAUCAAAUGCCCUUAUCGGUAGCAAAUUCUAUAAUGGACUUCCAUCGAGACAGGAGAUUUCACAGAGAAAGCUUUAUUUUUAGCGUGCCAACAAAAUUGGGGUAUUUAAAGGCUAGGUAUGGGGAUAAAAAACUGGAAUUGCGAAAGAACAUUAACUUCAUGGAUGUCCAUAAGACUGUAUACUCCAUCCUUAAACACUUGAGAAAUAACAAUAAAAAGUGUACAUGGCGUAUCCUAUCCGUUUUAAUGAUAAUACUUUACCUCGGCUACGAACAAGCUCAUUUUCAUAAUCAGUAUCCCAAAUACAGUUUCUUAACACAACUGAAAGCAAUGAUGGGAAAACUACAACAGUUUGACAGCAUUCAAAGAAAGUACUUUGAAAAUAUCAACAUCACAAAGGAAUUUGAUAAAACUGGAAAUGAAAUAUUUCAGUUAUUACAUUCAAUAACGCAUAUAGCAUCUAUGAAACUUUACCAUUUAUCAGAAUUUUUACUACGGUUCACAAACAUCGGAAAAUUAUCAAAGUAUUGUGGUGUAUAUGGUAUUGACAUGAACUUAGCAUAUUUAACAAAUGUCAGGAUCUUAACAUCUACUAAACAAGAAUUACAUUUAUUACAAGACAAGAUCGAAUUUUUAAGGAAGUUCUUAUUAUGCUGUUUUCUAUCAGUGGAGCACCAAGAUUAUAACGAAAAGGUUAAGAAUAUUAUCUUUUCCACCUAUCUAUUAAAACUCUUUCCUGGAUACACUGAAGAUAAUAAUUGCAAGUCCUUAUUUUCUUCACAAUGGUCUGUGUUAUCAACCGUGAUAGUAAAAUUUAAUCAAGAUUUAAGCUUUUUAUACUCAGUGUUAAAUGAAAAUAAAGAGCUUAUAUAUUCUACCGAAACCAGAGAAGAGUCAGAAACUGAUGAAAUGCUAAAAGAAAGAUACAAAUUCAGAUAUAAAGAUAAGAAUCAAUCAUUAAUGCUUAAGGCAUUAAGUCAAAUCCAUCUAGUAGAGGAGCAAUUGAUUUCUGUGCAGGACGCAGAUGACAAUGAAGAAACUAAAUGCUUGAUCAACGAUCAUAUCAAAAAUCUCCAACAGCUGAUAUUGUGUUGUAAUAAUAAGACAAAUUCUGGUACAAACUUCAGCAACCGCCAUACUAGCUUACAAGGGAAAGGGUUAUUUUUAGAUGUCCUGAAAUCACCAGAGGAGAAAUUUACACCUAUUUUUCAGGAAAUGGAAGUAUCUCGUAUUGGGAUAAAAAACGUCAGUGAUAAUGAUGACCUCGAAAGUAUUUUAACAGACAACGAGAAUUAUGAACAUAUAGAGCCAGCGCAUUUCAUCGAUGACAGAAACAACGGCGGGGCUUUUACAAUAUAUGAAGAUUCGACAUGUUAUGCUGACGAUUGUUACAAAAAUGCUUCUGAACUCAGGAAAUUAAAUGAUGAGCAACUUCGGCGGAAAUUAAAUGAAAAAAUUCAGUUAUUUGCUACUGAAAACAAGAAAAAUCGAAAUCAAAUACGACAGCAGAAGUCUUUAGAACUCUUGAGAAGUAAUAGUACACUGACAGCGUUAAAUGAGCUUAAAAGCAAUACUAAUUAUGAAUCAUUGGAUAAAGGAGUUAAAACAAAAAAAAGAGCACACUUUAUGGAACAGGAAUUGUACUCAGAGGAGACUAUUCCUUUUUACUAUGAGAUAAACGACUUCCUUUACAAUCAGGCCAAUCAGUGA